Messenger RNA from Rhopilema esculentum, 522 nucleotides. Lineage: Eukaryota; Metazoa; Cnidaria; Scyphozoa; Rhizostomeae; Rhizostomatidae. The record is from RefSeq and is a predicted model, not a curated record.
AUGGCUCGCUUUCGUGCAUCCUUCGGACGAAUUUUAACAAUUGGUGGAUUGACGGCUGCUACAAGUUCUGUGGCUGUUUACAACGCAUUUGUAACUGAUAGAGCCUCAGCACAAUCUCCGAUAUUAGAUGCCCCGGUUGAAACUCUCGAAGAACGACUGAAAGCAAAACAGUGGGACUCUGAUUGGGAUAGGAGGAAUUUCGGCGAUAUAAAAAGGAUAAUCGCGUCAAAAAACCUAAAUGUGAUUGAUGAUACUGUGUUGAAAAAGAAUUUUUCAGUUGAAAGUGACAGCUCGAGCGGUGAAGAAGAUGCAACAGAAGAUAAGAUAAAAAAGCCAAAAGCAACCAGGCAUUUGAUAUUUGUUCGCCAUGGGCAGUAUAACAGUGGUAAAAGUGAUGACGAGAAAACAUUGACUGAUCUUGGAAGGUUAGAUCACCAUGUGACUGGAAGAUCCUGCCCCCAGCACGACAUGUCAAGUGACCCAAAACACAUGCUCCUCCCUGGUGGCAUUAACUGCUGUUAA